Messenger RNA from Aspergillus eucalypticola CBS 122712, 792 nucleotides. RefSeq names its product SDR family NAD(P)-dependent oxidoreductase. The transcript is spliced from 2 exons. The record is from RefSeq and is a predicted model, not a curated record. NCBI's taxonomy places the organism in Eukaryota, Fungi, Ascomycota, Eurotiomycetes, Eurotiales, Aspergillaceae. Bases 1 to 792 code for a protein of 263 amino acids. Gene Ontology annotation, molecular function: oxidoreductase activity.
AUGUCCAUCAACCUCACUGGAAAAACCUGCCUCGUUACCGGUGGUGCCGGGGGCCUAGGCAAAGCUAUCGCUACCCGGUUCUUCGCUGCCGGAGCCAACGUGGUCAUCUGCGAUGUCAACGAGGAGCGACUUCGUCAGACGUCGCUAGAUCUUGCCGGACCCACCGGCGACGCAAGGCUCAAGAUCAUCAAGACAGACAUCACCUCUGCGACAGAGGUGCAAGCCCUUUUCGAUGAGAUCGUCGCGCAAUUUCAGAAACUCGAUAUUCUCAUCAACAAUGCUGGAAUCAUGGAUCAGUUCGAUGCUGUCGGUGACCUGGACGAGAAGCUGUGGGACAAGGUCAUGGCUGUGAAUCUGACUGCGCCUUUUCUGUUGAGCAAACUGGCUGUUCGGAAUAUGCUUGCUCAGGAAGUUGUCAAUGGAAGUAUCGUCAACAUCGUCUCCAUUGCAGGAAAGGCGGGUUGGAUGGCGGGUGCCGCAUAUACCGCUAGUAAGCACGGCCUCGUUGGCUUGACCAAGAACACGGCUUCCUACUACGGCAACAAGGGAAUCCGAUGUAAUGCGCUGAUGAUGGGCGGCAUGGAGACGAACAUUGCGGAUGCGUUCAUGUCCAACAUCAACCUGGAAGGAAAGGACAAGGCCGUUGCUCUCAUGACUGCUGCUGCGGCACCUAUGUGCGAUAUCAACCGCGUUGCUGAGCUGUGUCUGUCUAUUACGUGUGGUCCUGGGGCGGAGAUUAUCAACGGGACAUGUAUCCCGAUUGACCAUGGAAUGUCGGGAGUGUUGGGUUGA